GAAUGGUAGGUCUGGCGCCUCCAUCUUUCCGCCCCGCGCCCAGAUGGCACAAAGGGGCAGCGCCGCCCGGCCGCCGGCCUGAGCGGGGGACGAGCCCGGCACCGCCCCGAUAAGCACAGCACAAUCUCUUGCCCGGAGCUGGGAAUUCUGUAUUUCCUCAGCCAUCAGGAAAACCACCUCCUUUCUUGGAAACGUAUCUUCCAAGUGAAUCAUUCUUUCCAAAUCUCACAUGUGCGCUGUGGCUCGACCCAAACCUGGGGUCACUGCUGAAGGUGCAGCUAUUGAAAACAGUGGAGCAGCAUAAUUCACUGAAUGUGCUUCCGGAUGAUGAUGCAUAUUUUAAUUGAUGAUGUCGGAAGCUAAAUCUACAAUUCCCCAUUCAUUCCAGCUUGUUAGCAACACAUAAAAUGCAAAGACCACAAUUCAGGAUCACAAAAACAUUGCUCUUACAUCUUUCUAGAUGAUUGUAGUUGCUCUGAUUGUGUUCUAUGCUAGCAGAAGCCUUCUCCAAGGUUUACUGCUGACUCUAGAGCAGCACAUCCCCUGCAUACUGGGAACUUUGGGUGCUAGCAACAUGGGCAACUCCUGUGUUUGUCGAGAUGAUAGUGGUGUGGAAGACAACGUAGAAUCCCAGAAUCCGCAAACACAGAAUAGUAGAGUACCAGUACCUGAAGCAAGAAGCCAUCCAAGGGACCCUGUAAGGCCACCCAGGAGGGGGCGAGGGCCACAUGAACCAAGAAGGAAAAAACAGAAUGUGGAUGGACUAGUGCUUGACACGCUGGCAGUAAUACGGACACUGGUAGAUAAUGACCAGGAACCUCCUUAUUCAAUGAUAACAUUACAUGAAAUGGCAGAAACAGAUGAAGGCUGGCUGGAAGUUGUCCAAUCUUUAAUUAGAGUUAUUCCAUUAGAAGAUCCAUUGGGGCCAGCUGUUAUAACAUUACUACUGGAUGAGUGUCCACUGCCAACAAAAGAUGCAUUGCAGAAAUUAACUGAAAUAUUAAAUUUAAAUGGAGCGGUUGCCUGCCAGGAUUCCUGUCACCCUGCCAAACAUCGUAACACAACUGCAGUACUGGGCUGUUUGGCUGAGAAACUAGCAGGUCCUGCAAGUAUAGGCUUACUCAGCCCAGGAAUACUGGAAUAUUUACUGCAGAGCUUGAAUUUCCAGUCCCAUCCGACGGUAAUGCUUUUUGCACUAAUAGCACUGGAAAAGUUUGCACAAACAAGUGAAAAUAAAAUGACAAUUUCUGAAUCCUGUAUUAGUGACCAGCUUGUUUUGUUAGAGAAAUGGACAGAUAAUCCAGACUAUUUAAAACGCCAAGUGGGAUUCUGUGCCCAGUGGAGUUUAGACAAUCUAUUUUUGAAAGAAGGCAGACAGUUUACAUAUGAGAAAGUUGACUUGACCAAUAUUAAGGCCAUGCUGAAUAGUAACGAUGUCAGCGAAUACCUUAAGAUCUCACCACGUGGACUGGAGGCUCGAUGCGAUGCCUCCUCUUUUGAAAGUGUUCGAUGUACGUUCUGCGUUGAUUCUGGGGUUUGGUACUAUGAAGUCACAGUAAUUACUUCAGGCGUGAUGCAGAUAGGAUGGGCCACCAAAGACAGCAAGUUUCUCAAUCAUAUUUUUGAUCGAAGCCUGUACUUCCGACAUCUCAACUGGACUAAUGUUUGUCAAGAAGGUUACGGUAUUGGGGACGACGAGUACUCCUGUGCAUAUGAUGGCUGCCGGCAGCUGAUUUGGUAUAAUGCCAGAAGUAAACCACAUUCCCAUCCCUGUUGGAAAGAAGGAGACACAAUAGGAUUUUUACUUGAUUUGCAAGAAAAGCAAAUGAUCUUCUAUUUAAAUGGGAACCAGCUUCCCGCUGAGAAGCAAGUGUUUUCAUCUGCUGUAUCUGGCUUUUUUGCUGCAGCUAGUUUCAUGUCCUAUCAACAAUGUGAGUUCAAUUUUGGAGCAAAACCUUUCAAGUAUUCACCUUCAAUCAAAUUUAGCACCUUUAAUGAUUACGCCUUCCUGACAGCAGAGGAGAAAAUAAUUUUACCAAGACAUAGACGUCUGGCUUUGUUGAAGCAAGUGAGUAUCCGAGAGAACUGCUGCACGCUGUGCUGUGAUGAGGUAGCAGACACAGAACUCAGACCGUGUGGACACAGUGACCUGUGCAUGGAGUGUGCCUUGCAACUGGAGACCUGCCCGUUGUGUCGACAGGAAAUACAGACUAGAGUCAGACAGAUCUCUCACAUUUCAUGACACGUGGAGAAAUAUCAUGGACUUAUUUCUAAUCAAUUCCAGCCAAUGCUGCAAGGGACAAGCAUCUCUAACCAAUCUAUACGCACAUCAAAACCAUAGCCGUGACCAGAUUUCAUGCUACGCCAUAGUUUAUCUUAGAAAUGAAAUCUUUAAUAAACUAACCCAACUUGCCAGUGCUGGGGAACUGGCUUCAACAAUAGAUAAUAGUUCAACAUUUUAUGGCUGUUGGUUAUCUCCAAGCAAGACCACAGGAGAGUGUCUUUCUUUUUCUUUCUUUCUUUCUUUUUUUCUUUCUCUCUCACCUAUCACAAGUGCUGAAAAAGAAUUUGCACUGGAAAUAUACACAAAGUACAUAAAAUCUUCUAAAACAGGGACAUUCUGUCUCAUGCUCUAAAGUCCUUAUUUUUGGCAGAAGUCAUGAAUAAAGUAAGCCAAUAUGUCUUUAAUGUAGCCUCUUGCUGGUCAGAGACUGUUUUCCGACAAUGGAUAUUAAACUGCUCAAAGACUUGAAAUCUGUACACAGACAGACUGGUUUGAAAAGAAAGUGCAGAGACUGUAGAAAAAUCCAAAUUUUUGAUAACUCAAUGAUUCCAAAGAACGUUCUGAUUUCUUUUUUUAAACUGCAGAAAAUUGGUGGUAUUUUCACAUUCAUAGUGUUUCUAAUUACUUCAAUUUCAGUACCCAUGUUUAGUGUAAGAAUUCCUCCUGAAAAUUAUUCUUUUCACUAAUUGUAAUGCUGGACGGGAGACAGUUUGAAAUUUUGGGUAUUUUUAAGGUACCAUCAAUCAUCUUUUUUUUAAUCAGUAUUGUUUUUUGAAAGUUAUGUACAUUUUGAAAAUCUUGAGCUAUAUUCUCAAAAGGUCUGGAAAGAAUUCUGAGCAAAUGUAUUAAUAUUGUUUUAAACGAAUACAUGUUGUUUGAAUAGCA
Molecule: messenger RNA, 3169 nt
Organism: Malaclemys terrapin pileata
Lineage: Eukaryota; Metazoa; Chordata; Testudines; Emydidae
Gene: RSPRY1
Product: ring finger and SPRY domain containing 1
Exons: 17
Coding region: 461-2242 (593 amino acids)
Cellular component (GO): cytoplasm
Molecular function (GO): ubiquitin-protein transferase activity; protein binding
Source: RefSeq, a predicted model, not a curated record